This is a messenger RNA of Phialemonium atrogriseum, 469 nucleotides long. RefSeq lists its product as uncharacterized. The record is from RefSeq and is a predicted model, not a curated record. Bases 38 to 388 code for a protein of 116 amino acids. NCBI's taxonomy places the organism in Eukaryota, Fungi, Ascomycota, Sordariomycetes, Cephalothecales, Cephalothecaceae. The transcript has a single exon.
AGGGCGUGGAAGUGACAUGACAUGAUCUAGCCCCCGCAUGAAAUCUCCACACUCGGUUUCUCCACCGCCGGGGUGCCAUUACCGUCCGGUCCCCGGACCCGGGAUUGUACAUACUUUACGCGAACAAGCGAAUUAUAAGAACCUGCAAAGUCUGGCUCUCAUUUUCAGCGGCUGGCUUGAUGUCGACACUCUGCCCUCGCAUCUGAUAAUCCUGCGAAGAAGCUACGUCAGUAUCCGGUUUGCACAGGCUUUCCGACGCUUUGACAGCGAGGUCAUGGCCGUCGAACGAAAGCUUCAAAUCCUCCAAGAUGAAGAGAAGACGAAGGGAUCAGUCCAAGUUCAGAGGAACUGCUCCCUCGCGAAGAUGUUACAACUCGUUAUUUUCUGAGGUGUCGGUGACGCUUUGAUGUGAUUUUGCUCGUUGGCCACAGAAUGAGCCCAGGCAUCUCCAGUUGAGGCUUUGAUCAAG